AUGUUCGGUCGAACUCCACAUAAUGGCGUGGUCCAAGUGGGCUCUCGCACAUUCGAAGCACAAGAACUGCAGAAGCUCAUUCCACAGCUUGAAGAAGCUAUUCAGAGGAAGGAUCAACAACUGAAAGCUCAGCAGGGAACGGUGGAAAAUCAUAUUCGACGUAUCGCUGAAUUGGAAGCUGAAGUAAAUUCAUUACAG
Strongylus vulgaris is the source of this 198-nucleotide messenger RNA. The record is from the annotation of a GenBank genome assembly. Lineage: Eukaryota; Metazoa; Nematoda; Chromadorea; Rhabditida; Strongylidae.